Messenger RNA from Lactuca saligna, 579 nucleotides. The record is from the annotation of a GenBank genome assembly. NCBI's taxonomy places the organism in Eukaryota, Viridiplantae, Streptophyta, Magnoliopsida, Asterales, Asteraceae.
AUGUACUUGCCUGCAUUAUACCAUAAUACUUACAAACAGCCAAUCCAUAGGAUGAAUGGAAAAAAUAUGUGGCCUUAUGUUGACUUGAUACCCCCUUUGCCUCCAUUGAAAAGACGUAUGCCAGGCAGGCCAACAAUAAAGAGAAGAGGAGAUACUUCUGAACGGAUAGGAAAACACACUGUCUCCAAGGCAGUGAAGAAAGUUUAUUGUAGCAUAUGUAAGGAGAAAGGACACAACAAGGCUACUUGUAGUAAAGGUAUAGGGACAUCCAAACAAAAUGGAACAAAGAAACAAAAAACUAUAUCUACGCAGGAGUCUGUAAACGUUGCCACUGGGGUUGGGGAUGAUGAGGUAAUGGUAAAUGCUAGUGAUGCUUUGGAGAGGACUGGUAAGGAAGAGCGGAUGGUGGGAUUCAAUGGACGAGAGGAAGGGGUGAAGGUCAAUGCUCGUGUUCAUCAAGUUAAGCAUGUUAAACCGCCUAACAAACGAAAGAAGUCAGAAAGAAUCAUUAAAAUGAAGCUUGCAAAAAAUGUGGGAGGUGAAGGUAGCAGUCUUGCAACGGACAUAGAGUUGAAUUAG